Molecule: messenger RNA, 2864 nt
Organism: Carassius carassius (crucian carp)
Lineage: Eukaryota; Metazoa; Chordata; Actinopteri; Cypriniformes; Cyprinidae
Gene: lrrfip1b
Product: leucine rich repeat (in FLII) interacting protein 1b
Exons: 18
Coding region: 537-2084 (515 amino acids)
Biological process (GO): regulation of transcription by RNA polymerase II
Molecular function (GO): RNA polymerase II cis-regulatory region sequence-specific DNA binding; DNA-binding transcription factor activity, RNA polymerase II-specific
Source: RefSeq, a predicted model, not a curated record
CCCGCCCACUUUUCGCGCAGCGUCCAAGCACGGACUGAAAUCCGACUGUGUGGCAUUGGGCUGCUGUGUAUUCUCAUCCUAGGGCCGCUCAUCAUCCGGGUUCGAUUUGCCCUAGAAACAAAUGCAGCUCUGGUCCGAUGACUUUUUUAUUCAUUCGUUUGGUUUGACGUUCCGAACUAACAUAUGAAGGAAUAUUAAGGGAAGACGGGAUAUAUUCUCAGGAAUACCUUCGAUCUAUCGUGCUCAUGGCGAAUCAGCAAACUGUCCUCUUCCAUCCUAUCCGUGAUGUUUUGACAUAUCGAUGUGUCGUUUGAUUGUGCAACAGGCUCCCGCCAUAUAUUCGUGCGGUUUAUGGAGACGAUGGGGGAUCAAAGGGAGGAUGUGUCCUAGUGCUCUACAUGUUUUUGCUUGUGGUUACAAUAUAACCAUUUAUUAAUGUUGUUCACUUUGAAUGGUGCUCUUUGACAUAUACACAACUGGACAGCACUUCAGUUUGACGAGGUCAUUUUUUGUAGAGGUUGAUAAGGGAAUUUAAAAUGGCAACGCAAGUAACGGGGAGGAAAAGAAUUCCCAACCGGGAGAAACUAUCGGCGGAGGAUGAUGCUCUCAGUCAAAUAGCUCGCGAGGCAGAGGCAAGACUGGCAGCUAAACGGGCAGCCCGGGCAGAAGCUCGAGAAAUCCGUAUGAAGGAAUUGGAGAGGCAACAGAAAGAGAUAUAUCAAGCCCAAAAGAAAUACUAUGGGCUGGACAGCAAAUGGGGCCAUAUUGAACAGUGGAUGGAGGACAGUGAGCGGUAUUCCCGCCACUCUCGGAGACAUACCUCGAUAUCAGAUGAUGAGGAGCGGAUGUCUGUUGGGAGUCGGGGCAGUUUGAGGGGCAACCACACAGAUCUCUGCAGCAGCACCAGCAGUCUGCCUUCAGCCAGACUACAAAAUGGACGGCCCUCUGCGCUUUUUAAUGACCCCCCUCGUUCAAGAAGUCACAGGGGGUCACUGCAUGAAGAGAGUUCAUACUCUGCCACUAGGCGUUUCAGUGGCUCCAGCGCUAGAGGCCCUUCAGACUAUAAUGGCUUCCUGGGCUCCAGUUCCAGGGCCUCUUCUAGGGCGAGUUCAGCCCGUGCCAGUCCAGUGGUGGAGGAAAGGUCAGAUUUCCUGGAAAAGGGGUCCAGGACAGCCUCCACCCUCUCUGCUGCAACUCUAGCAUCCCUUGGUGGAGGUUUAUCACGAAGAGGAAGCUGUGAUACCUCGAUUUCAGCGGACACUGAGGCCUCCAUACGGGAAAUGAAGGACUCCCUGGUGGAGGUGGAGGAGAAAUACCGUAAGGCAAUGGUGUCCAAUGCUCAGCUGGACAAUGAGAAGACAAAUCUGAUGUAUCAGGUGGACACACUGAGAGACACUCUGAUGGAGCUGGAGGAAUUUCUGUGUGAGACACGAAGAGAGUGUGAGGAGAAAAACAGAGACUUCGAGCGAGAGCGUCAUGCCCACAAUGUCCUGAAGUUCCAGUUUGAGGAGAUGAAGGAAACACUGAAACAGAGUGAAGAGUUGCUGACGGAAGCUCAACAGUCUCGUGGAAAGCAGGCGGACUAUAUUAAAGAGAUCGCUGACCUCCAAGAAACAUUGGAAUGGAAAGAUAAAAAGAUCCGGGCCUUAGAGAGGCAGAAGGAAUAUUCAGACAUUAUCCAUGAUGAACGGGAAGCACUCAGGAAUGAAGUUUGUCGGCUUAGGGAUGCUCUAAAGAAACAUGGCAUUAUGCAGGGAUCUGAGGUGACGGCCAAUGGGGAAUUAGCAGACCGGGCGAUUGAUGGACAUGCUGUUGCGGAAACAGCCUCCCGAUUGAAUCAAGACUCUCACACGCCCGCUAUAACUGGAGACAGCAUGUUAGGAGACAAUGAUGCACAAUCCAGGAACCAGCAGGAGACAGAAGCUGGGCCAGAGUUACAGUUUGUGGAGGACACAUAUAGCAUGCCAGUAGAGCACAAGGGCACAGCGUUCUUUCUCGAUAGUUGUGAGGAAGCUGUUGCAUUGGAUGCUGAUCUUGUAGUGCUGGAUGAUAUAAAUAGGCAUAUCAGUGAACCAAUAAAAUAGUCACUGUGAGUGAACUGAGUAUAGAAAAUUAAACACAGAAGUUCUACAAGACCAAGCUUAAGAUGAAGAGGAUCUUUAGCUGCUUUGUGUCAUAACUGUUCUCAGAAUCCUUUUAAUUUGCUGAUGUUUUUGACAAUAUUGUUUUGAUUUUUUUUCUCAAUUUGAUCUUUUGAUGUUAUGUUGCAAAUGUACUUUAAAUCUUCAAUGCAAAUGAGACCGAUCAAGACAUUUUUUGAACAUGUAAAGGCUGUUAAAAUUCUUUCAAUAUUCUGAAAUUAAAAAGCUUAAAAAAAAAUCUAAUAAAUAUUUUCGUAGAAGACAUAUAUACAGUGUUAUAUGCAGAAAAUGCAUAUACAAUUAAAUGCAUUGUGUUUUGGAAAGAAAAGUGUACUUUUUCAUGUUUACAAAUGCUGUAACUGUCUUCAUACUACACCACAAAUAAAAAGCACAUCCUAACACAUACAAAUGUAAUAAUAAUCGUGAUGAUGAUGAUAAUAAUAGCAGCCCCAUAUACUAUUCUAUUUAAGCACAAUGAUAUAUUAAUCAUAAAUAAAAUAUUUUUAAUAUGUAGGCAUUUUUUACUGAUAACAUGAAAUUCUGAUCAUUAAAUUAAUUAAGUAAUAAAGCUUUAAAAAGACAUUCUAAUAAUGGCUUUAGAAAUUAAUACACACAUAUGUCAUUUCUUAUGACAACAGCAGUCCAGUCAUGCAUUAGACAUAUAUUUAUUGUCAUGUUAACUGGCUGUUAACUUUUAUUGUAAUAAAUAAAAAUAAAAACAUU